UUCUUUCAGUGAUGACCUGGGAUAUGGAACUGGAAGAGAAACAAACCCUUUCCUCCCCAAGUCACAUUUGGCUGUGGGGCUUCACCACCGCAGUAGUCACGGAAGUAAGACCAUUGGGAACCUCCGUGUUAGGAGUAAGUUACUUUCCUCGGCAUUGCUGACCACAGAGGCCUUAGCGGCGGCUGAAACAGUAAAGGCUUUUCCACAGCUGUCACGGUGCUGUGUCACCGAGAAGCACCGACGGGGACAGGGUUAACAACAAACUGAGCUGCAAGCCAUAUAUGGAGAAAUCCAGCUCUGAGUUUCACAACAACUCAGUGUUCUGCUUUCAGACUUCUCCAGCUGAGGUCAACUGUGCUUGGUGGGGCUGGUCACAAAGAACCCAAGUGCUGCAGAUGUAGCUCGGGGGCAGAGCCCUUGCCCAACAUAAUCGACCCUGGGUUCAACCUUCCGGCACAGACAAAAAAAAAAAAGGUCUGAAAACGGAGAGAACCAAACAUUCUACCAGAACCCAGGGGCUCUGGGUUCUAGGUCCAACCGCAGCCAGAGGCAUCAUGCAGGCCACCCUUGCUAUGAUGGUCUGGAUGGCUUCUUCCGUUUCUAGUUCUUCAUAUACCUCAAGUACUUUGCCAGAUAUAACCAAUGAGGAUUUCAUCCAACAAUGUGUUCAAAUCCACAACCAGCACCGGUCCAAAGUGAAUCCGACAGCCAGGAACAUGCUGUACAUGACUUGGGACUCAGACCUAGCCCGCAUUGCAAAAUCCUGGGCAAAAGUUUGUCAGUUUGAACACAAUCCACGGCUGAAAUCAGGGCUGCACCCGAACUUCACCACAGUGGGAGAAAAUAUCUGGACUGGAUCUUUAAGCCUCUUUUCAGUAUCUUCAGCCAUCUCUUCCUGGUACGAUGAAGUCAAGUACUACAACUUCAGGACUAGGAGAUGCACGGGUGUCUGUGGUCAUUACACUCAGGUUGUUUGGGCAGAUAGUUACAAGGUUGGCUGUGCGGUGCAAUUUUGCCCUAGAGUUGGUAACUUUGAAAAGCUUUCCAAUGGAGCACAUUUUAUAUGCAACUAUGGACCAGCAGGAAAUUACCCAACGUGGCCAUACAAGCAAGGAACCACUUGCAGUGAUUGCCCAAAGGAUGACAGGUGUCUCAACAAUCUCUGCAUUAACCCACGAAGAGACGGUGUCUCACGUUACUACUCUGGCGACUACCCAGGAAGGCCCAUAUAUCUACGGAACAGAUACACAUCUCUCUUCCUCAUUGUUAAGGCAGUCCUUCUCUUACUGUCUGUUAUAAUUACCAUUUUGGUAAAGCACAAAUACCCUAAUUUAGUUCUUUUGGACUACUAAUGUCAUCGUUGGCAGGCAACUUAUAAGUGGCUAUUGUAAAACAUUUGAGAAAAAUGUUUCAAUAAAGCCUUAGAA
Messenger RNA from Microtus ochrogaster (prairie vole), 1427 nucleotides. RefSeq names its product GLI pathogenesis related 1 (gene Glipr1). Gene Ontology annotation, cellular component: extracellular region. NCBI's taxonomy places the organism in Eukaryota, Metazoa, Chordata, Mammalia, Rodentia, Cricetidae. The record is from RefSeq and is a predicted model, not a curated record.